AUGUGGAUAAGGCUCAGCAACAGAGACAAAAACACCGUGUACUUCUACAACACAGCCACACAGGAAAAAAGCGAAGUACGCCCGAAAGACGGCUUCAGAUUAUACCACAUACUGAUAAAGCACAAGGAUUCUCGAAAGCCUGUUGAGACAAGCAUUGAGGAAGCCUUGCAGCAAAUAAGCAAGAUACACCAGGAGCUAAAAGGCAGAAUAAAUGAUCACAACUUCAGGGACACAUUCAAGGAAUAUGCAUUCAAAUACUCCCAGUGCUCUUCUGCAAAAAGAGGAGGCGAUCUUGGAAUAGUUUGUGGAAACGAAAUGAUGCCUGAGUUCGAAAAGCCUGCAUUUUCAUUGAAGAGAGGAGAAAUGAUAGGGCCAGUGCCAACCCCAUCCGGAUUCCACAUAAUAUACCGUAGAUAA
This is a messenger RNA of Ordospora pajunii, 417 nucleotides long. Its product is annotated as rotamase. Gene Ontology annotation, molecular function: peptidyl-prolyl cis-trans isomerase activity. The transcript has a single exon. The coding region runs from base 1 to 417 and encodes 138 amino acids. Gene Ontology annotation, cellular component: cytosol; nucleus. NCBI's taxonomy places the organism in Eukaryota, Fungi, Microsporidia, Ordosporidae. The record is from RefSeq and is a predicted model, not a curated record.